GAAGCAAAACUACUACAUUUCCCAGAAUCCCAUUCGCUGUUGCUCCGCGAGGUCAGGGGAGUCGUCAGCACACACGAGGAUUCAUUCCGAGUGCUUAGUCAAACCUCCCUGUUCUCUCGCCCCUCCGCUGAGAGACACCGGCUGUUUGAUUUCAACCAAACGGGGGGAAGGCCACAGUCCACUAACAGAAAGUUUUAACGACGCACGGGGUGACCUUAACAGCGGCUAAGGCCGGACACGAAAGUGAUCAGGUCCGUGGCUUUAAAGCGCGUGUGUGUGGAGCAGCUGUGUGGCGAUGGACGCGAUAGACACUGCCCCUGAUUCCUGGGAUCAGGAGGACGAUGGCGAGGCCCAGGUCGACGAGCAACUUUCCAAGGCUUUUGCUGCCAGCCUAAACGUGGACGCCAAGCCGUUUGUCCCCAACGUGCACGCCGCAGAAUUCAUCCCGGGCUUCCGACUGAAGGGCUCCGCUGAAACGGUGGAGUUAGCGGGUCCUGAUACAGAUGCCAAUGUGGAAGUGUCAGAGCCCGAGGCUCCGCCCAUGGAGAACGGUGAUGCGGAGAUUGCAACAGAUGACACCUGGGAGCAGAAAGGGAGUGAGCCAAGCAAGGCUGAGGCAGAGCCAGGAGGCAGCCCUGGAGGAGACGGGGGUCAGGCUGAAGAAGACUCCCCUCAAGAGGAAGGAAUGGAGGAGGAAGAAGAAGUAGUGCCAACACCUAAAGUAGCCCCCACACAGCCAAAUGCCCCCAAGAAGGAACAUGUUAACGUGGUCUUCAUUGGCCAUGUCGAUGCUGGUAAGUCAACUAUUGGAGGACAAAUCAUGUAUUUAACAGGAAUGGUGGAUAAACGAACUCUGGAGAAGUAUGAGAAAGAAGCCAAGGAGAAGAACAGGGAAACAUGGUACCUCUCUUGGGCCCUUGACACAAACCAGGAGGAAAGAGACAAAGGAAAAACUGUGGAAGUCGGACGUGCGUACUUUGAGACAGAGAAAAGGCACUUUACCAUUCUGGACGCACCAGGCCACAAAAGCUUUGUGCCCAACAUGAUUGGUGGAGCUUCACAGGCUGAUUUGGCAGUGCUGGUAAUCUCUGCAAGGAAAGGAGAGUUUGAAACAGGCUUUGAGAAAGGAGGCCAGACGCGGGAGCAUGCCAUGUUGGCCAAAACUGCUGGAGUGAAGCAUUUGAUUGUACUUGUAAACAAAAUGGAUGAUCCAACAGUGAACUGGAGUUUGGAGAGGUACGAAGAAUGUAAGGAGAAACUUGUUCCAUUUUUGAAGAAAGUUGGGUUCAACCCCAGGAAAGAUGUUAAUUUCAUGCCAUGUUCGGGACUUACUGGGGCCAAUCUAAAGGAGCCAGCGGAGUACUGCCCUUGGUAUAUAGGGUUACCAUUCAUUCCACAUCUGGACAGUUUGCCAAAUUUCAACAGAUCAAGUGAUGGACCAGUCAGGUUACCCAUAGUAGACAAAUAUAAGGACAUGGGCACUGUGGUUUUGGGGAAAUUGGAGUCGGGAUCAAUCAGCAAAGCUCAGCAACUUGUGAUGAUGCCCAACAGGCACACUGUGGAGGUGCUGAGUUUGCUGUCUGACGAUGUUGAAACCGAUGAUGCCGGCCCGGGAGAGAACUUGAAGUUGCGACUCAAAGGCAUUGAAGAAGAGGAGAUCUUGCCAGGCUUCAUCCUCUGUAAUGCUGAGAACAUUUGCCACACUGGGCGCACCUUUGAUGCCCAGAUAGUCAUCAUUGAACACAAGUCAAUCAUCUGCCCAGGUUACAACGCAGUCCUUCAUAUCCACACCUGCAUUGAAGAAGUGCAAAUUACGGGCAGUGUGGUCCAGCUCCAGAUGUUCAUUCUGACACACCCACAGGGAGUGGCUUUCACUCCACUGUAUUUUGUGGAUAAAUACAGCAACUGGCAGGCAGAAGUGGAACAAGAGCUUCUGUACAACCAUUGA
Sinocyclocheilus anshuiensis is the source of this 1948-nucleotide messenger RNA. Its product is annotated as eukaryotic peptide chain release factor GTP-binding subunit ERF3A-like. NCBI's taxonomy places the organism in Eukaryota, Metazoa, Chordata, Actinopteri, Cypriniformes, Cyprinidae. The transcript is spliced from 13 exons. Gene Ontology annotation, molecular function: GTPase activity; GTP binding. Bases 296 to 1948 code for a protein of 550 amino acids. The record is from RefSeq and is a predicted model, not a curated record.